UUUGCAGUUAAUCAUUGGUUGGAGCCACAGGAAAUGGGAGUGGCCUAUGUGCCACUGUUUCUGUAGAGAGAGAGGCAGAGGGACUGGGAGUGAGAGAGGGUGGAAGAGAGACAGCAAAGGAGGAUAAAAGAACACGAGGGGGGGUUCUUCCAGCAUCGGUAUGCCUUCCUACCUCAUUUCCACUCCAGACAUUGUUGCUGCUCCUCUGGAUAGAAAUAACAGCUGAGGUGUGUUUGAAUGUGUGUGUGUGUGUGUUUUAAAUAUCAGUGACCCUGUGCGCUGCCUACAUCCUCUCAGCUCGUGGCAGUCUGUUGGGAUCUUAUUGGGAAAGACCAGGCAGAAAGUGAAGUGGACAAGAAAGGUGUUUCAGGAGCAGCGAGAAACAAGAGGAGAAGAAGAAACAGCUGAAGAACGGAAUAAAAGAAGAAAAUAUUCCUAAUAGCUCCUGUCAAUUUAUGGAGGCAGAACAUUACACGAUAAUAUCUUUUCACCGGAACACGCAUCUGUGAGUCUGUGGAACUGAGACAGAUAGGAGGGAGCCUCAAUCUGUGCUUUCUGCAGCUGCAGCAGAUGUUGAAGACAUUUCAGGCUUUAUAGGGAGCAGAGGUAUUUCAAGCAUUAGAUAGGACUGGAAUUCCCUUUUAAACAAAGUCGCAUUUCUUCCUGUUGUUUUCAUUUUUAUGCCUUCAGCUGGGAAGUUUAUCUUUCCGGAAAAAGAAAGAAGAAACGGAAUACCAACAUUUCUGUUUCUAACUAUUUUUUUUUUGUUCGGAGGAUUUGUGGGUUUUGUGUAAAGCCACAACUGCAUGCAUCGAGGACAAACAAAGGGGGCUUCCUCGUCGUCCUUUUCCAUCCCUUCUGCAUUCAAAAUGGCAGAUGACAGCAAUCUCAGCGUGAAACCACAGCACGGAGCUCUGUGUUUGAACUGAAACUGUACAGCUGCUUUCAGAAACAGCCAGCUACCCGUCCAAACACUGGUUUCUUCGGUUCAUCCUACCCUUGAAGGGCCCGUCCGACAGGUAUUCCUGCCCAAGAUGAUGAAUUCCUCCUUGGAUCCACUGAACCAAAGCACUGCUGACCCUUCAAACGUAUCUGCUCCCUUUUGCCUGCUUGAGAUAGGCUAUUCCCAAGCUUUCUCCACCUGCCUCCUUGAAGUCUCCAUCAUUCUCCUCCUCACUGUUCUGAUUAUUUCCGGGAACCUUGUGGUCAUUUUUGUCUUCCACUGUGCCCCCUUGCUUAGCCAUCACACCACCAGCGCUUUCAUCCAGACUAUGGCAUACGCUGAUCUGCUGGUGGGGGUCAGCUGCCUGUUCCCAUCGCUGUCCCUCCUCCAUCACCUCCAGGGCCUCGACCCCAGACUCACCUGCCAGGUGUUUGGGUACAUGGUGUCUGUUUUGAAGUCAGUUUCAAUGGUGUCAUUAGCGUGUGUGAGUGUGGAUCGCUACAUCGCCAUCACACGACCUCUGACUUAUGCUUCUCUGGUAACACCCUGUCGGGUCCGCUUCUGCAUUGUUCUUAUAUGGCUCUACUCUGCUCUGGUGUUCCUCCCAGCCUUCCUUGGUUGGGGGAAACCAGGUUACCACGGAGACGUGUUGGAAUGGUGCGCAGUCGAGUGGAGGACAAGUCCAGCUUUCACUACCUUCAUUGUUGCUCUGCUCUAUGCCCCCGCUGCUCUGACUAUCUGCUUUACCUACGCCAACAUCUUCAGGAUCUGUCGGCAGCACACCCGGGAGAUCAGCGAGCGCCAUGCACGCUACAGACCCCAACAGCUGCAGGGCCCAGGACCAACAGUGGGGUCUGGGGUCAAAGACAACAAUGCAAAAGAGCAAGGACAGUUGCCCAACUUGUCCCAACCACAAAAAUCCCAACAGCAGUAUCAGCAGCCCACAUCAACAUACCCAGACAAACGAUACGCCAUGGUACUGUUCCGUAUAACAAGCGUGUUUUACAUCCUGUGGUUGCCCUACAUCAUCUACUUUCUGUUGGAGAGCGCACGGAUCUACCACCACCCCGCGGCCUCAUUUCUAACCACAUGGCUCGCCAUCAGUAACAGCUUCUGUAACUGUCUCAUCUACAGCCUCUCCAACUCUGCCUUCAGGAAGGGCCUCAAACGCCUCUGCUCCUUCUGUUUACAGCGCAGUGGCAACGGCUUCGGGGUUAGGAACACCAAAAAGGCUUUUGUCCUUUCUGUAGAGAAAGGCUGCUUAGGGCCGGGGUAUGGAUACGGACAUGGUCAAAUAGGAAUUGGCACAACAUGUCAUGUGUGAGGCACACAAGGAGAAAACCUGGUCUGAACUUUAGAAGAUGCCUGAUUCAAUUGCUGUUAAAUGUCUCCUCCUUUCAGCUUAAAUAUGCUUUAAAGAGACAGAUGGAGGCGUUGAUCUGCCACUGCUCUUUCUGUCGCAUUUAGAGGUUACACGGGCGUCCUCUUUGCACAUGCCACAGCUGGCAAAUACAGAGGAGAGGAGUCGAGCAAAGCACUGAAGGAGGAAAAGUUAAAAUGAAAAGGUGUUUGAAAAAGACAAGGGAACUGAAAAAUGUUUUACUGUGUGGACAAAGUUCAUGUAUGAAAGAUUUGAAAAAGGGUUCCCCACAACCUUGGGAGACGUGAACUACCGGUAUUUUGAGGAUGAGCAACAUUUUAUCCUUAACUUAUUUUUUAAGAGAAAUGUUCAGAAGAGCUGUACGUGUAGUAUUUAUAACAUUGGGACAUUAUGUUUGACCUGAUUAUCAGCACAUGCUGAUUUGAAUGCAAAAAAAAGAAAAGAAGGAAUGAAUGCAAACCGAACACUUGCCUGCUGGUAUAUGAAGCACUGAGGAUUGUCUGCUAAGAGCAAGCUCUUUUAAUGUUUUCACUUGCUCUUAGCCCCUCAGUAUCACUCAAAAAGGUGCAACAGUGUUUGUGCAUCAUGCAUCUGUUUCCAAUUGGCUAAAGAAAGUCAGUCAAAAAGAAGUGGAAGAAAUGAUGUCUGCCUGUUUGCAUUGACUGAACUGAUCCUGGUGUGUCAGCAUCAAGACGUGUGGACUUUUAACUUUUUGAUUAUUUAUUGAUGUUGUAAAUAACAAAAUGUUAUGUCUUCAAGUGAGCUGUUGGUUCACACAUUGGACCAGACUUUUGUAAUAUGUGAUAUAAAUUGCUACCCAGCUUUGCUGUAUGACUGUUAAUCUGAACAUUGUUGUCACAUUCCUUUAAAAAAAACAAAUCUUCAUUGCACUUUCGUCAUUUUGAUUAUGUGUGUCUUUCAUUACCGUUGGAAAGGUAAAGCAAGACGAAGAAAGGAUGUAUGCGUCACACUUAUUGCUCACAAAUUAUGGAACAUCUGUGGGCUCAUUUUUUUACAGACUUUUGAUCGAUGGCAAAAAAGAUAAGCAUGUGGAUGAAAGAACCUUGAACUGUGAUGCUCGCCCCCCUGGGACCAGAAGUAGUAUUGUAAUGAAUAGUGGUAAAUGGGUGAAAUUUCACAUUUACAUAAUGUCACAAAUCUAGGUGUAUGCUGUAUUGUGACUGCACUUAGUAGCACAUGUGCAAACACAGACACACAUGGCAAUACAGGAGGAUCACAUUUAAAUGGAAGGGACAAAAAGCCCAUUGACUCUGCCUGCAGGCCAACCAUGAAGAGGGUUCUGACCCCUCACCUCCAUGUGUGUGUGUGGGUCCGUGUGCAUGCAGUCUGUUUCCAUCAUCUUGUGACCAUGUGUGGGUUGUUUCACUCUAAUACGAUAUUUAAUGAUGAAGACCAAUAACGGGCUGCAUUUUAUCCAAACUUGUGAAAACGACCUCUAAUUUGAACAAUGGAGGCUUGUGCCACAGUUUAUUUAGCUGCAGGUAAUCUAGCUUUAUACACUUUAUGUAAUCUACCAAAGAAAGUUCAACUAAUUAUCUUGGUUUCAUAUUUUUGUAAACAUCUUAAAAUUGGAGAUUUGGAAUAAAACAGGUGGUUUUUCACACAAAGGUAGUGUAGGUUCACUGGACUGUGUUGGCUCGGCGAUGCCUUAUGUGCUCGAUUAUGACUGUUAGUAUAUGUUGCCUUGUCAAAAACACACAAAUUAAAGUAUUUUGGGGAAAUGAUUUUCCCCUUAUAUUUAUAGAGGGCUCCCCUUUAAGGCAUACGACUGUUUUCUGUUUAGCAAAUGGCACAGACUGGAAAAUGUAUGUGCAAAAUCUUUUGCAAUCAUUGUUCUUAACGUCUGUAAAACUUAAAAAAGGAGCAAACACGUCUCAAAAUUGUUAACAUGUUUGCAUGCAUUGUUGUGUGCUUGUGUGUGUGUGUGUAUGAGUGUGAGUUUCUGAACGUGUGGAUUUUGACCAUUGGCUGACUAAGACUGUUUACAGUGUUCUUGCUGGGUGCUAACAGAGUGAUCAGCUGUCAUUGCUUUAUUAGCAGCAAACCACUCCCCUUCAGAAAUACUGUAUUGUCUGAGUGUAUAUGUGAUGUGCACUGGUGGUAGUCAGAUUUAAAUGCUGUCUUAGUUUAGCUGUGAUCUGUGAAACAUUGCCAAAUAUUGUCAACUUUCCUAUUUAUACCUUAUUUUGGUCAGAAAUGGCGUGUACAGAAAUGGCGUGUACAGAAAUGGCGUAUUGAAUGUCUUAUUGUCAAACAAGAGGAAUUUAUUUUUGUAAAUGACUCUGUCUUUUCACUUGUGAAGUGAUAAAUGAUGCAGAUUCUGAUGGAGGUUUAAAGCAUGAUUAUAAUUGAAAAUGAGUGAAACUGUGUUUUAAUGAAGAUUUAUUGUACUUAACUUGGACAUUCUGUCACUAUUAUUUCCCACAGUAGGUAAUGGUACAAUUUCUCAGACAUGUUUUGGGAUAAAGGGCAAAGUGUCUUGGGAAAUUAGUUUGCCAGAACGUGAUCACAUUAGCGUUCACGGCGCACACAAACACACACACACAUUCCAUUUUUCCUAUGGGAAAACAAUCGGCUCUCAUGAUCUCAGGGGAAUGACACUCUGGAGGUGGGUGUCUGGUGGUGUAGGGCCAUGUUGGGUAGGAUUAGAGUGAACAGAGGGAAUAUGGACUCAUGGGCUCUUUUAAGAAAGACAUUUGUAGAGUAAAAUGUAGCAUUCCAAAAAUAAGAUGGAGGAAUAGAUGUUGGUGGGAUACAGCCCUUCAUGAGUUCAUAAUACAUAAACUACUCAUGAGUGAAAAAAGACUAUCAGGGGAAGUGACAUCCGUAUAAAAGACACAUAAAAUAUAUAAAAGAUAGGGAGAUUAAAGUGGUUCCUAGCUUCCAUAGCUACUAGCUGAAAAGUGUUUCGUCAUAUUUUACACUAUCAUUUCAUUCUAUUUAAAUCCCCUUUACAGAUACAUUAGAGUGUAGCUGCUGCUUUUUCAUCUCUUCUGACUUUAUAUGCAAACAGCUUUAGGUGCAUCACUACUUGUGAUCAUCUGGGCUGUAAUGACCCAGAUGAGAAAAAGCAAAUCUGAAAAAAAAAAAAAAAAAAACAUUUCUAAAGUUUACUGAAACAUGUGAAAUUGAUCGUUGUAUUGAACUGUAUCAAAACUAUUUAACACCAAGUAAAUAAGAGUUGUAUGUUUGAGGAGAGAUUGUACGGUUCUGUACAGCCUCACAUAGUAGUGCACUUCCACACACAAACGCACAACCACCCACCCAUCCAAUGGUAUUUCUUUAUCCGUCCUUGAAUCGGUAUUUGGUUUUCUUCAUUGUUUUCAAAAAGUCUGUAAAUAGGCCACACACACACACACGCACACACGCACACACACACACACACACACACACUAAUGGCUGACUCAUGACCCAGCUGUUCUGAGGAGCUUAUUCUCCUAUUAAGAUCAGACUGACCAGAGUAACAGCUCAGCCUGGAAACUUCCCAAAAGACAAUCUGCACAUGUUUCUUUUUUGUUUUGUUUUU
This is a messenger RNA of Labrus mixtus (cuckoo wrasse), 5871 nucleotides long. Its product is annotated as probable G-protein coupled receptor 21. The record is from RefSeq and is a predicted model, not a curated record. NCBI's taxonomy places the organism in Eukaryota, Metazoa, Chordata, Actinopteri, Labriformes, Labridae. Bases 1035 to 2267 code for a protein of 410 amino acids. The transcript has a single exon. Gene Ontology annotation, molecular function: G protein-coupled receptor activity. Gene Ontology annotation, biological process: G protein-coupled receptor signaling pathway. Gene Ontology annotation, cellular component: membrane.